This is a messenger RNA of Labrus mixtus (cuckoo wrasse), 3356 nucleotides long. Its product is annotated as transcription factor MafG. The record is from RefSeq and is a predicted model, not a curated record. The transcript has 3 exons. Lineage: Eukaryota; Metazoa; Chordata; Actinopteri; Labriformes; Labridae. Gene Ontology annotation, biological process: regulation of transcription by RNA polymerase II; regulation of epidermal cell differentiation. The coding region runs from base 374 to 862 and encodes 162 amino acids. Gene Ontology annotation, molecular function: DNA-binding transcription factor activity, RNA polymerase II-specific; RNA polymerase II cis-regulatory region sequence-specific DNA binding. Gene Ontology annotation, cellular component: nucleus.
AGGAAUCGCUCCUGGUGUUGUAAUGCUUCAGUUAUAGUAUGAAGGCUGUGCACGGGGAUUUCCUCGCUUGCUUGUUUUGUAGGCGGGGAGUUGUUUGCGACUUUCACGAGCAGUGCGUGGAGAGACAGGAGACCCGGAGAGUCUCGGAAUGUCAAACACUGUGUAACUAAGGUUGUCUUUAUGAUCAUCACUUUGCAAAGACAUCGCCUGUCCUCGGUAACACAGCGCUUCUUCUCGCUGCUUUGUCAACUCAUGUGCUUUUUGCUGUUCAAACCUGCUGCUUCAUCACCCCGUUGUGAAGAGGAGCGAGCCGAGACAGCGGUUUAGCGAGAUCAGAACAAGCAGCAGUACAGGUGGACGCGGCUCUUGUGGCAUGACUACCACAAACAAGGGAAACAAGGCCUUGAAGGUGAAGCGGGAGCCAGGAGAAAAUGGCACCAGCUUGACCGAUGACGAGCUGGUGACCAUGUCAGUGCGGGAGCUGAACCAGCAUCUACGAGGGCUGACCAAGGAUGAGAUCCUCCAGCUGAAGCAGCGGCGGCGCACCCUCAAGAACCGGGGCUACGCUGCCAGCUGCCGAGUGAAGCGCGUCACCCAGAAAGAGGAGCUCGAGAAGCAGAAGGCUCAGCUGCAGCAGGAGGUGGACAAGCUGGCCACAGAGAACGCCAGCAUGAAGGUGGAGCUGGACGCUCUGCGUUCAAAGUACGAGGCCCUUCAGAGCUUCGCCAGGACUGUGACCCGUAAUCCCGUCACCUCAGCCAGGGGACCUAUGGCCUCUGUCAUAGGGCCCCUCAUCCCUGGUAAAGUAGCCGCCACCAGCGUCAUCACCAUCGUCAAAUCUAAAACGGAGGCUAGGUCGUAGUAGGAGAAAGGGAGAAGGGGAAGAUGUUCAAGACUUAACUGGUCAGUGCAUUGUAACAUGGAAACGGUUUACCCUUUGAAGUUCUCAGUUUUAACCCUUGUUACUAACACUAACAGUAUUCUUCUCAAAUUCACCCCUAAAGUAUGAUUCUGCAGUCUGUACCUGUCAACAGACACAUCGUGCUUAUGGGUGACACAAUCACACAAAAACAUUCAGAAGUUGGUCAUUUCAAGAACAGCAACAUUUUGGCAAUACUGAUACGUUUCAUUUAAAAAUCAGAUUGUGAUUACACAAUAAUUAAGAAGGCAAUAUCUGUGUUUAAGGUACAGUAUGUCAUGUAUCUGUUUCUUUAAGACUGAGCUCUUAAGUUUUUUCCGUCCUAAGAAUGGGCAUUCUUGAAGUCUUAGAGCUUAUCACAACCGGAAAGAUUACAAAUCUUAAAAUCAUGGAUGUCAUUCCUCUCCAGUUUGCCAUCUGAAACUGGAGAAAGAGCCAUCACAGACAGUACAUCACUAUAAACCCUUCCUUGUUAUCAUGCACUGACUUACAUUGGGAUGCAUAAGAAACUCGGUGUGGAUUCUCCAGAUGUCUUCAAAACAGCCUGACUAACCUAAAACCAGUUAAUCAAGCCCAAUUUGCAAUUUUUUUGUUGGUUGUCUGUCAAGAACAUAAGCUCGAAAUAAUGCUCCCGAAUCUGGCAUUGAUUUCUGUUUAUACGUUUGUGACAGGCUUUAAUGAACUUGUCAUAAUCAAUAUGACUGGUAGAUGCAAUAAUAUAUGUAUGCACUGAAAAUACAAAGAGGUCUUGCAUAUUUAUGGUAAAGUGGAGAAAAAAAAAAAAAAAAGGAUCAGCAGUUCAGAUAUCGUUCCAGAGCUGAGUGCCAUUCCAGUAUGACAAGAUUCUUCUACAAUAUCUGAAAACCUGAAUGUUAUAACAGUAAUAUCCUCGUGUUUUGUGGGGACAGUGAAAUCCACAAACAUUUUGAGACAUAACUUUUGCUCAUAGAGAAAAUAUGUUCAAGUUGUUUUGUUUAAAAGAUAUAUAUUGCAUUUUUUGUAAUUACUUGUUGACAGGGCCGUCAGAUAUUUCCAAAAGAAAAUCUUUACACAAGCUUUACUGUUUGAAUUGUUAAGGUGUAGAAACUUUGUCUAAUGUUGAGUUCUCGGUUUUUAUUACUAGGUAGAAUAACUUCCAUUGUUUAUAUAAAUACAGAAAAGGAAAACUAAAAAAAAAACUAAAAAAACCUGUGACAUCUUUUUUGCAAUUGUACCGACAGUGGCUUACUAUUGAAGUCUGAUAGCUUUUUUCUAGUGACUAGGCGCGUACUGUGGGGUAGCGCGUGCUGUGAUGUGUAAGUGACAAGUUGGCAGUGUUGUUCACUGUAUAGAUGUCAAUGCUGUGCUAUUUAAAACAAAUCUGUAGAGCUAAACUAGGUGGUGUAAACAAGGUCAAUUGUCUUUGUGCGUAUUGGCAUCUGUGAUAUCCUCCGCUUCCUUGGUGUUAGUUACGAAAUCAUACUGUCAUUCAAAGUUGACCACAUUGAGCCAUGUGAGACAGAAUCAGGGGGAAAUGACAUUAGUGAAAAUCAACUCUGAAGACUUUAACCUGAAGAUUAAAGCGAUAACUGGCAUUGCAGAAUCUGUGUAACAGAUGCACCAGGUGCUGGAUGCCCUCUAAAUACAGCCUCUGUGACCUGAGAGUAAAUGCCUUCAUACAGAGGUGAGACCCCCCCUACCCGACCCUCGGGUGUACCAUCAUGAGACCUUUUUUCAGAAGUAAUAUGUAUGGUCAUUGGAUCAACCAUGAUACUACAUUUCUAAACUUUAACUAGAUUCUAGUGAAAAUCAAACACUGUAGAGUCCUGUUUCGAUACCCUGCGAUUAAAAAAAACAAAAAACAAGUCUUAAUUUCUAGGUAUUUUUAAUUCACAAAAUGCAGGCGAACUCCCAGGCACUGUAGAAAUUACACAAAUACCAAACCUUUUUUUAAAAAGAACUACAUUUCAGAACUGUAAUUGUGGGAUUUCCACAGUACUCUCUCUCUUUUUCACUUGCAGAAGCUUUUGGUUAAAACUAUGCCUGAAGGUCUGCAGUUUUUUUUUUAAUGACUAUCGAUUAUUAAAAAAUGGAUAUAAUUUUUUAGAGGCGUGUAUCAAUACAUUUUGACAACUUUUUUUAGUCAAUAGUGAAAGGACAAAUACUCGAUUGAAUUGUGCAUUAAAUACACAAUGAUGUUUAUCAAUUUAAACAAUAAGCAUGUCAUGAAAGAUGCAGUUUUUCAUUCAAUUGUUGAUUCAAAGAUGCAGUUUUUCAUUCAAUUGUUGAAGUGUAAGACGAAGAAUUCAAACCCAAAAGUUGACCGUGUAGAGCCAGCCCUGCACGCUGCCUCCUAUUGGUUGGAGUUGUGUUUGUUUCACAGACUUUUAAUAUUUCCACCUCUUAAUAGGCGAGGGUGAGGGCCAUAUUGGUGAAGGUGAAGUAACAAAUGCCAGAG